Messenger RNA from Oryctolagus cuniculus (rabbit), 4321 nucleotides. RefSeq names its product glutamate-cysteine ligase modifier subunit (gene GCLM). Gene Ontology annotation, cellular component: glutamate-cysteine ligase complex. Lineage: Eukaryota; Metazoa; Chordata; Mammalia; Lagomorpha; Leporidae. Gene Ontology annotation, biological process: glutathione biosynthetic process. The record is from RefSeq and is a predicted model, not a curated record. Gene Ontology annotation, molecular function: glutamate-cysteine ligase catalytic subunit binding; enzyme regulator activity.
AGCUAGAAACAGCGAGCGGCAGUCUGAGCAGCGCAGCAAAAGAAGAGAAGUGGGGGGCUGUUCAUUAACACCUGCUUCUGAGAACUAAAACCUGCUGGAAUUUCAAAGCCUCGCUGGACACUCGGCCGCCCUUUCAAAAAGGCGGGAAACAGCUCCCUCAGCUUGGAGUCAACUCUCCAGCGGCGGCCGCAGCAGUCGCAGCCACCAGCGCCUCCCGCCCGGGUCGCCGCUCAGCCGCCGUCCGGCCUCGCUCCGCCCGAGCGCAGACCAGGCUCCGGCCGCGCGGGGGUGGCAGCCUCGCGCUCGCUGCUCGGGCCUCGGACGCCGCGUCCUGCGGGGCGGCCGCCUUCGCCGCCUGCCCAGCCACUCGCGGCCCCGUCGCCGCUCGGCCCCCUCGGGCGACCGCUGCCAUGGGCACGGACAGCCGCGCGGCCGGGGCGCUCCUGGCGCGGGCCCGCACCCUGCACCUGCAGACGGGGAACCUGCUCAACUGGGGCCGCCUGCGGAAGAAGUGCCCGUCCACGCACAGUGAGGAGCUUCGAGACUGUAUCCAGAAGACCUUGAACGAGUGGAGUUCCCAAAUCAGCCCAGAGUUGGUGAGGGAGUUUCCAGAUGUCUUGGAAUGCACUGUAUCUCAUGCAGUAGAGAAGAUAAAUCCCGACGAAAGAGAAGAAAUGAAAGUCUCUGCAAAACUGUUCAUUGUUGGAUCAAACUCUUCAUCAUCAACUAGAAGUGCAGUUGACAUGGCCUGUUCCGUCCUCGGGGUGGCACAGCUGGAUUCCGUGAUCAUUGCUUCACCUCCUAUUGAAGAUGGAGUUAAUCUCUCCUUGGAACAUUUACAGCCUUACUGGGAGGAAUUAGAAAGCCUAGUACGAAGCAAAAAGAUUGUUGCCAUAGGGACCUCUGAUCUGGACAGAACACAGUUGGAGCAGCUCUAUCAGUGGGCACAGGUGAAACCAAACAGUAACCAAGUUAACCUUGCAUCCUGCUGUGUGAUGCCACCUGAUCUGACUGCAUUUGCUAAACAAUUUGAUAUACAGCUGUUGACUCAUAAUGAUCCAAAAGAACUACUUUCUGAAGCAAGUUUCCAAGAGGCUCUUCGGGAAAGCAUCCCUGACAUCCAAGCACACGAGUGGGUGCCACUGUGGCUAUUGCGCUAUUCGGUCAUUGUGAAAAGUAGAGGAAUUAUCAAAUCCAAAGGCUACAUUUUACAAGCUAAAAGGAGGGGUUCUUAACUAUGACUUGGGAUCGUAACCCACUAACCUGGCUUUUCCUUGAAUAUAAGAUAAAAUUGAGAUGUGCAAAAAUCUGGUUACUGCCUCUACAGUGUCAUUGAGGCAGAUCUUCAGUUGUUUGACAGUAUGUUCUCUGUCAUGUUUUGAAUACUUCUCUUGCCUCCACAUCAGUCCACUCACAUGAACCACUGUAUUGUUUUCAUUAAACUAUUGUUUUCUUACUGAAAUUGCCUAUAAAGAAAAUACUUGCAAUAUAUAUUUUCCUUUAUUUUUAUGACUAAUAGAAAUCAAGAAAAUUUGUUGUUAGAUAUAUUUUGGCCUAGGCAUCAGGGUAAUGUAUAUACAUAUUUUUUAUUUCCAAAGUAAUUCAUUGCUUCUUACUCUGUAGUAUAACUAAGCAAUUUAAUUACAGUUGUUAAAACUGAAAUACUGAAAGAUAUUUUUCCUGUCAUUGAUAAAAUAAUUAUAAUCUCAGAGUAACUGGAGUAGCUGGGAUCUACUAGUAGUGUAAAUAAAAUUCAUUCUUCAAUACAUGAAUGGCAACUUAAUUUUUUUGUGUGUCCUUGUUUAUGUUUAAUGAUCCAAUCAUGUAUUGUGCCAUAUUUUCUCUUCUUGUUAUUUUUUUAAAAAAAGGAAACCAAAAGCUCUGAAAUUACUGUUUAGUGAUUUGUAUAAAAGCAACUACUGUUACCUCCAGAUUCUUUUUAAUUCUUGGUGCAUCCUUAGUAUAUUGCUGCUCCCUCAAAAAUAUUCAGUGUUUUGCAUUUACCAUGUGAUGGGGCACUGUGGGCUCUGGAGAGAGGAGCCACAGAGAUGCAAUUUAAGAAUCAGUUGAGUAAAAUAUGUGAUACUUGUAUUCCAUUAAUACCUGAUUAGGAGGGGCUAAGCCAGAAAAGGAUAGAAAUGUGUUUAAUUCAGGACCAGCAUUGCCUAAUUAAAUAAUGUUGUUUGGGAUACGAUCUUAGCUGUUGUUUAGCGGAGCAAUGUAACCAAAACUUUAGAGCUAGAAGAGACUAUAGAUCAUUUAGUAUAAUUCUUCCUUAGUUUAAUAAUUAAACUAAUUUUAUUAAGUUGCACAUAAAAAAACCUGUGAGCAUAGACUUCCUUAAUUCUGUAAAUUUGUAUAUAUAACCCAAAUAGUUUAGAGAACUUCUUUUAAAAUAUCUUGUAUUUCAUAUUUGUUAACCAUAGGCCUUUAUAAAACUAAUUUUGCUCCAGUUUUUUUUUUAGUUUAUGUAAAAGAGCUACAGUUUCAUAUUCAAAAUAAAUAGAAAUAGACCCUUUUUAAAGUAAGGCUUUGUAGUUGGUUUGAUAAUUUAAUCAUUCUAAUUGCAAUGUAAAAUCAGCAGAUUUAUUUACUAAAAUGUGUUUAGAUUUUGAGCUUCUUAAAGCUGUCUAGUUUUUAUAAUAGUUGUAUGUAAUAUUACUGAAUAUAUGUAGUUAACUUUUUAAUUUGGAAAUGUACACACUUUUUCAUAUAAGUCCUUAAUUAACUAAUAAGUCCUUACAAUUAACUAAGAUAUUUUAAGAGGGAACUUUAAUAUUAUGCCUACUGAUUUUUUUUAAACCCUAGACACCCAGACUUAGAAAAGUGAAUAGUUUGAAGGGUUAUUUUUAAGAAAGAAAAACAAAACACCCACACCUAAGUUCUUAAUGUAUCCAGACUUCAACAGGGUUUUUUUUGUGACCUCCCAUCCCCAUCCAACAUUUGACAAAGAAGUAGGCAAUAUUAUGGAUUGAUUUGCAGAUGGGAUCCUGUGUGGAUUUUUAAAGUGAGUUUUAGUGUUAUACCUGGAACUAAUGGUGUUGAAUAAGCUUUUUUAAACACCCGAUUUUUUUCCAAGCCCUUAUGAUUUUCCAAGCUUGUAUUCACAUAUUUUUUUAAAUGAAUGAUCAGAAAAUGGUAAAUACUUUUCAAGCAUCUUAGGACUUAAGAAGCCAUAAAAUAGAGUGGUAAUAAAAUCAAUUAAUUGCUUAAAACUGAAAGCGGACAUGUUUUGUGGGAAGAUGUGAAUCCAAUAAACCAAGGUCGAAAGUUUUUAUAUAAGUGGGCUUUUCUAGAAAACACAAAAAGAAGCUGUAGCUUGUGACUACGUUUCCAAAAUCACACUGGAGCCUUACUUUAACGCAGUUUACUGAGACAUGGAGUUUGUUCUGUCAUGAGUCUAUUUCAGAUUCCCACCCGAGAAACUGAAGUCACCAGAAGGGCCAAGGCGUCAUAGUGUAAGUUCUGAGGACCUCGUGCCAGUACUUAAUCAAGGACCCAUGUGAGGAUGGCCAGUAUUAGAGCUUGCAUCACAAUUAAUAGCUAAUAAUUUUUCAGUUCCCACAAGAGAUACUUUGGACAGCCAUGUGUAAAAUGGAAAAUUAAAAGUUAUUCUGUCAAUGCUGCAUGAAUAGUUCAGAUAUUUCCAUACCAGAGCCAAGUAGUAACUAAAAUUAGGAUCUUAAUUUCUAGUGUUAAAAGGUCUAAGACCCAAUUAACUCUUUCUGUAGAUUUUGGUUUCUAGGUUUUCUACACAGUAUUCGUUAUUUGAGACUGUAAGCAUUUAAAGUUUAUUGUGUAAUGGCCAACAGUUCAUGUUCUUGCAAAUGUACAUUUAUAGAAAUGUGAAGCUAUUUUAAUGAGAAUUGAAACCCUUGUAUAUUUAUGUUUUCAUACUCAGAUACAGCAGUUUAUGAUUCUGAACCUGUUUUUUUAGUCAUUAACUUUCUAAUGUGCCAAAACUUGUUCCUAUCUUUCACCCACAAAGUUGGUGAUGAAAUGUAUCCAUUUUACUUUUGGAAAAUAUAUAAUAUGGCUUUCAUUAUUUUUAUAGUUUUCAGAUUUAGAAAUAGGAAGAGAAAAUGAUUUAGAUAAUAUUUCUUAUGUGUCUGUAGUGGUAUACUAUAAAAUAAAAAUAAUAUAAAGCAUUAUCAAUUAUAAUUUUUACUUUCACUUAUAAUGAAUUUAAUUGAAAUAAAGUAUGAGUUGGGUAUUUUUUAAUUGAGUUGUUUUCAACAGCCGGGUGUACCCUGCAGCAUUAUACUGAUUUUGAACUAUUUAAACAGUAUGAUUUGAAAAUAAAUUCUAAAUUUUUAAGCAU